CUUCGCAUUUCCUGUUACCAAAUUGACUCCUUUCAAUGUUUUCCUCUCACACUUUCUAAUUAAUUGUUAUUCUAAUUUGUUUUUUUUAUCGCAAUUCAUAUUCUAUUGUUUUCCAAAUAGUUUGCCUCUUAAUUGUCAUGUAAAUCGGUGACAAUUUAUCCUUAGAAUAUUAAUUCAAGCGGAUUUGAAUCAUCAAUGACAUUUUCUGGUACCAAAGCCUAUGGUUUGUUUUGAUUAGUAAUUGUUGCAACUUUAAUUGUUUCAUUGUGAUUUGUUGGUCAAUUUCUGAGUUUUUUUGUUUAAUCUUUCACCGGUUUUAAUUGUAAUUUACUUGAAAGAUUACAAUUUAAUUGGAUUAAUCACACUUAGUUAAUUUGAUUGAACAAUAAGUCUCUUUGAAAAGUAACAAUAAUCCAAUUUACGAUUAUCUUAGUGACCUAUUGCUAUUUUUGUUACUAUUUUUAAUUUGUGUUCCAUAGGCAAGUUUAUAUAGAUGACACGUUUUACUUUUGAUAAAAUUUCCAAAUCAAAUUGAAAAAGUAUCAACAUUCACCUUAAUGUUAUAAACUUGGCAACUGUUGACUGUUUUUCCUCUUUAAUCAUCAACAAUCAACUGUUAAAAUCUCACUUAAUUUCCUCAGUGUUAAUCCAAAUCAUCGUUACAAUGAGUAGUCUUCAUUUUCCUCUCUUGUUUCAUCUUCUUCUAUCCACAUAACAUCAUCAUCAUCAUCAACAAUAACAAUCAUAAUCUUCCACAUAUAAGUAAUAUCAUUGUCUCUCUUUUAACUUUCUCUUUCCUUGGCAUCACCUUUAUUUCAUUUGUAAAUUAGAUUUUCCUUUUGUAUUACAAACAGUUAACAAUAACAAUAAUUUAUCGUCAUGAUCAUUUAUUGUAAUGGAUGAAGAAUCAAACAGCCACUUACAAUCAAAAGUAAUUGAUAAAAGUGAUGACGACGAUGAGGGUGAAGUGCAAUUAGUGAAUAAUUCAUUUACCGGACAAUCCAAUCAACAACAACAACAACAACAAACACAACCUCAAGAAACAAUAUCUUCCAAUCAAAGAAACACCAAUGGAUUCAAUGACGAUUAUUUAAGGCCAGAUUCAGAUGAGAAGGAGACAAAUUGUGAUCAUAUUGAAAUCAAAGUUGUGAAGAAAAAUUUAAAAAUGAGAUUACAUGAUGCGUGUUGUGCUUUAAGGGCGAGAAUCAAACAAUUAGCAAUUGUUUUAAUUAUUUCAAUCACAGUUUUGGCUACUUUGAAACACGACCAGUUAAUUGUUCGUAAAACUCCUCCGCCGACUAAAUUUUUUUCAUCUGGAUCAUUAAUUGAAGACUUUGAAACUGGAAGUUUCUCUGAUCUUAUCGAAAGAGCCGUUGAAUCUGAUGUAUCUUUUAUCAUGUAUUAUGCUCCAUGGGAUGCUGAAUGUAUCAAAUUCAAGAGAGAAUUUGAAUUGAUAGCCAAUCAUUAUCCCAAUCAAAUUUUCUUUGCCGCGAUCAAUUGUUGGUGGCCUGAUGGUGAAUGUCGCCAGCGAAAUAUGGUCUAUCGAUAUCCAUCGUUUUCCGCUCACCUGCGAAAUGCUGGUGAACUUACCUAUCCAGGUCCUUUGAUGGCAGGUUAUAUUAUACAUUAUCUAGAUAAUUUAAUUGAUCCACUGACACCAGUUCAAAAUGAAGGACAAUUGUUGGAUCUAAUUUCAAAGCAUGACGGUGUCGCUGUUGGAUAUUUCGAUUUCAAUGAUCCAACGUCACUUAAUCCAUAUAAUAUAUUUUUUAAAGCCUCUGUUCGUGCUCUUCAGUCAGAUCCAUGGCGUCGAGUUAAAUUCUGUGUAAUUACAAGUCGAAAAGUAGCCCAAAAGCUUAGAAUCGAUGUUACAUCUUCAAUUAAUUUAUAUACUUGGAAUUCAACUUCCAUCAUCCAAACUGAUUUUACUAAUUUCGAUGCUAUUCUUAAAUGGGUCUAUGGAAAUGUAUAUACCAACACAAAGGUCCAGAGAGGUUUAGUUGACUGGAUUAGUCCAAGUGGACAGAAAAGUGAGGCUUUGGCCGAGGUUUUUGGAUCUAAUCCAACUCUAGUCCUUCUCACACCUCGAAGUUUAAUUUUUGGAAUUUCUCCUUAUUUUGAUAUCUUACGAGAAGUUGCAAUGGAUUACCAAAAUUGUGACAACUCUCCAGCAAUUAAAUCACUUAUUCACCGGAGUAUCUUGAGACGUCGGGCAACAGAGGAAAGUCUGAUUGAGAUGGAGGAAAAAUGUCAUGAAUUAAUGAAUCCAACAAUUUCAGACAAGAAUAGUGGUUGGAAAAUGUCCAAUAUUUUAUCCGAAGAUACUUGUUGCCAUUCACAAAUAGUACGUUGGAGACCCAUCGGCAAACCAGCCGAGAAAAAGUGCUACUGUACUGCUUGUAUUCGAAUAUCUUUAUCCAAAUGUCCAUCAGGAUGUAAAAAGUUCAACUGUUUGGCGACGGUGGCUCGAUACUUGAACACAUUUGAACCUUUAGAGAUAAACAAAACUGCUUCAUUUUGCAAUGAAAUCAAAAGCACUUAUCAACCUAAAUAUACACCAUAUUAUAAGAUUGAGGUUACUUGUUCUGGAAAUUUGCCAAGUGAUGUUAAUUCUCAUCAAUACUCGUUGUUAAACAAUGAUAAAGAGGAAUCCUAUGAUUCAGACUAUUUCUCGUCAUUUAAAUAUCUUUCAGAAGAGGCCAAUGGAAUAAGUAGUAACCAGUUACCCACCAAAGAUGAUAAAAUUGUUCGAAUGAUGAAAAAUUUGGAACAUCAAUACUGCUCUCGAUUAGCAUUGGGUCUCAAUUACAGUGAUUUCAAUUUCCCUGAUAGUGGUGAAGGAUCUUUGUCAUCAAGCUCAUCUAAAUGGAGGGAAAACUUUACUGGUCUUGGGUGUCAAUCUAAUAAGACACUAAAUUUCUUGGCCAUUGAUUCAAUACUUUAUCCCGGUUUUGCUGAAUCUUUGGGAAUCGAUAUUUUCAAUGAGACCCAUGCAACUCUGGCCUUUAUCAUUGAAUCUCAACAAGAAAAUAUUUAUCUUCUCAAUCAUCAAUUGGCAUCAAGUUGCUGCUCAUCUUCAACCAUUAAUAAGCGAGCCUUUUAUGAGAUGGUUAAAAAUUACACAGACAACAAGUUAUCUCGUUAUUUGAGAAGUUCAACCGAUAAAUCAAUCUCAUCUUCUGAACAAUGUCUUCAAGGAUUGAACACUGACCAAACAGUUAUUUGUGUUCCCGAGCUUCAUAGUAACAAUUUCAAAGAAAUUGUUCUCUCUCCAAGGAAGGAUGUUCUUGUCAUGUAUUUCACUCCAUGGUGUGGUUACUGUUCAACGGUGGCUCAUGUUUACCUCACAGUUGCCAAAUAUUUUCAAAAUAUUGACGGAAUUUUAUUUACUCGUAUCAAUGGCGAUACAAAUGAUUUACCAUUUGAAUAUAAUGUUGACAAAUAUCCAACAAUCAUGCUGUUUCCAGCCCAUAGAAAAUCGGAAACGGUUACUUUCCCGGCAGCUCGAUCAAUUACUGCAUCUAAUUUAUUAGGCUUCAUAUUAACUUACAGUCAACCAUCAGUUAGAUUAUCAAUCGCUCUAAGUCUUUGUGACUCUAAGUGUUUACUGAGAAAUUGGUUCUCAUAUCAACGCCAUUCGACUACACUAUUUAAAUCAUAUAAAAGCGAUUUAAGUAGCUUGGCCUUUCUUCGUGAUAAACUGUCCACUUUGCGUAAAAAACAACGAGAUCUUCAACAACCAUAUAUCGAUCAUUAUGUUGACAAUAUAAGGAAAAAGAGACGAAAGUUUGAAUUACUAUUCAGUGUGAGACAAUUUUUGGUUAAACGAUUGUUUGAGAUUGCGAACAAAUCAUCAGCUGAUUUAUCAAGAUCAAGUGAAGAUCAAGAAUGGCUUGAAGAAACUGUAGCGAGUAUUUUAAGACCAGUAAGGCCAAAUCGUCGAUCUGAAAAAAUCGGUAAAAAAUCAUCGAAACAAACAAAAAGUUCAUCGUUUAAAACUGAAAGCAAAGGAUCAAAUCGAGGAUCAAAUAUGAGGACAAAAUCAAAUAAAGAUGAACUUUGAAAAGAUAAUAAUCAUUAUUAUCAUGAUGUACAAUCAACAAUUUAAUAAUUGCCUUACGAAGUUAAUUUUUCUAUCUUAAUUUAAAUUUGUGCUAAAAUUGUGAUAAUGGUUAAUAUCUUAAUCACGAAUUGUGAAAAGUAAAAACUGUCAACCAAAUGAAGUGAUUUCAUCAUUUAUUUGUAACCAUUUGAAAUUGAUAAACAAUUAACUUAAUCAUUGUUAAAAAUAUUCACAUAUUAGGUGGACCAUAUUGUUGAAAAUGAUUCUUAUUUAUAGCUCAAUCAAAUUGAAUCGUUCACUUACCAACAAUUAGUUGAUUAUUCAUCUAAAUUUUGUUCAACUUCUUCCUAAAUCAAAGCCGAGCAAUUAUUUUUCAUAGGAAUAUUUUUUCUGUAUAAAAUUAACCAAUGAUUGUAAUUAACUUUUGAUAGUUAAAUUAAACAGUCCAUCCAAAAGGUAACAAUCAAUUUUUCACGUUGUAAUAAAUGAUUAGUGGUGUAAAUUGUUGGCAAAAUCAUUUCCCUUUAUAAUCAACGUUUCCUGUUAAUCAGUUUUUUGACCCAUUGUUUAAGUGACACAACAAUUAAUGUAACUAUUAAUAAUUUAAUUCACUCUUUUUACAAAGCAAUUAAAUUGUGAGCAAAAAAACCACUAA
Panonychus citri (citrus red mite) is the source of this 4718-nucleotide messenger RNA. Its product is annotated as thioredoxin domain-containing protein 11-like. The record is from RefSeq and is a predicted model, not a curated record. NCBI's taxonomy places the organism in Eukaryota, Metazoa, Arthropoda, Arachnida, Trombidiformes, Tetranychidae. Bases 896 to 4063 code for a protein of 1055 amino acids. The transcript has 7 exons.